This is a messenger RNA of Plasmodium vivax (malaria parasite P. vivax), 2286 nucleotides long. RefSeq names its product D123 (regulator of eIF2), putative. Gene Ontology annotation, cellular component: cytoplasm. Bases 1 to 2286 code for a protein of 761 amino acids. The record is from RefSeq and is a predicted model, not a curated record. The transcript is spliced from 3 exons. NCBI's taxonomy places the organism in Eukaryota, Apicomplexa, Aconoidasida, Haemosporida, Plasmodiidae.
AUGGACACUGCCCAGGAGGGUAUGCAGGGCGACAAGGGGGGAAUCCCCCCAAGGGGUGACGUGGACGAAGCGGUCAAAGCGGUCGAAGCGGUAGAAGCAACCGAAACCGCCGAAGCAACCGAAGCGGCGAAGGAAGAAGGCACGGCGGACGACUGCCCCUGCGUGACGCACCCCCUUGGUGACGACACAGUCCUGCUGAGCUCAUUCCUUUACGAUUAUUUGAUGAACAAUUUUGAGCGCAUCCACCUGAUUCUUAACUCUCGCAAAGUGAAAGAUUCCCUUGUGGGUCAUGUUAAGGAGAAGGCACAAAAAUUGAAGAUGCGGCUGGAGGACUGCGAGCAUGGAAGAAGGGUACUCGGGCGUGAUGAAACCCUCCAAAUGGUCCGUGAGAUUCACCUGGACGGGCUUCUUUUGCUGAGCACUGAUGAAGCAGACGUGGAGUUUAGCCACAACUUGGUUAAGGUGGCAGUUGAUCUGCACCCGGACAGAGGCGUCGCGACGGUCACUUCGAACGAAUGCACCCUCAUCAGUAGGAAGUGGGACUACAACCUCGGCGGGGUUGUCGCGGGGGGGGGCCAGCCAAACGGGGUAGCCACGUCGAAAGAGGAAGCCCCAUCGAAAGAGGCAGCCACGCGAACCCCCCCUGCGGCAAGGCAAAACCAACUCAAAGUGGUGCUCAGGGGAAACGAAGCCAACGAAGCCAACGCCGCCAACGCCGCCAACGCCGCCAACGCCGCCAACGAAGCCAACGCCGCCACCCUCGCCAACGGGGUGCUUCGCUCCAUCAAGUUGCACUCGAUAAGUGGGGAGACCACAUUGGAGGAAAAAAAAAAAAAAAGUUUUUCCCCCAAUUUCCGCGAAUGCUGCUGUGCACCUUCGGCAAAUGACGUAGAAAGAGGAAUCCGCCAGAUGAAUGCCUUCUUGUUCUCCCUGUUCGAACCCCACUUUUACAAUUCCUCUUUGAAAAAGAGCAAUGCCAUAAGGUACAAAGAACUGUAUGAAAUGUAUCACAGCGUAAUGAUAAAGUCGCGUAGCAUAAAGUUGAAUGAUGAGGUCGUCCGGUACCUCCUGCUGGAUUCUGUUUUCCUCCCAAGUUACGUCAAGAGGAACAGGCUGCGGGCUGUGCAGGAGGAGGACAAUGAGUACUCGUCCUUCGAUUCUUACUCGGACGCAUCCUCGGGGGGGGAGGCGGUGGAAGCGGCGGCGACGGCGGAUGAGGCCACCCACUCAGAAGUGAAAAGCGCACACGUAAGUACCAACAACGGAAUUGAAGAAGCGACUCAAUUGAGGUGCCCCCAAGACGACCCCACUAGCCACCCCACUCACAACCGCUUCCACGAUGAAACGUCUGAAAAACGCCAACGGAAGAGCCUCUUCCAAAGCGAGCAGUUCCGCAGCCAGCUGGAGGAAAUCCAACAAGCCAUCGAGGAACUCAACGGAAGUGUCUUCCUGCGAGUGAAUUACAAAAAUUUGAAAAAGGGGUCCUUCGUGAACAGCUUCAGCCUGGAAGUUAACACUCUCUAUGACGCCCUCCUCAUGCUAAAAAGCAGCACGGACGUUUACAAGACGUUGAAAGAAAACCAAACGAGCAGCGAAAACAACCACCUCAUUCUCUCCAAAUACGUGCAUCUCAACCUCUGCUUCCUCUUCGAUGUGUACGUCUAUCGCAACAGCGUCGUGGCGGUGUCUCAAAAAUGCCUCAACUAUUUCUUCCCUUUUUUGUCUAAGCCAGACGUUAUUGAAGAUGUCAUACGCACCAUAAGCACCUUCUUCAAGAAGCACAUUCGAGACACCUUCCCUCAGGACCACUACAUUUUGCAGCUGUACAUUCACACCUUUAGAAAAACCAACAAGAAAAAAGUGCUCCUCAUAAAUGCCAAAAGCUGGCUCUUCAAAAAUAAGCACCCCGUUUUUACGAACAAAUUUUUGACCAAUUAUUUGUUCACCGAGGGGGGGGAGGCCCCUGGAGAGGAGGAUACACAUCGGGGGGGCCUAACUGAUUGGGGCCGCUUAACCGAUGUGCACAUGACCACCACCACGAAGGAAGAGGAGAAGGGCAACCAAGCGGGUGCUGCCAAAGAGGAAGCCCAGUCUGAUUUGUACGUCUGUGAUGGCGUCCUCUACUACUGCAUCACGAAGGAUGAGGCGAUUUACAAGAAGAACGCCAAUUUGUACCCGAAGGACCUGAGCUACGUCAAGGAGGGCGAAAUCGACAUGGACAGUCUGCUGCAGACCAUCAAAAUGCAAAACGAGGGCGCCCCGCCAGAAGGCAGUGCUGCUGGCUGA